AUUUUAUUUGCUUAAUUUGUGGUUUUCAAAUUUUCAGUGCCCAUGUUGACAAAAUUAUAGGCAGUGAAAGCGUGUCAGUAAAAAUUGUUGAUUAUGGAAAUGUAUCUUAGUAUUAAAUACGGAUGUAAAACCAUUAAAAGCAAAUUUUACCAAAGUACCAUUUGUUGGAUUUUGUUGCAACAUUUCGGGUAUUGCUGCAAAACAUGAAGAUGAGAGUGCAGAAGAUUGUUUAAAAACAAGAGUGCUCAUUGACCAUACGAAACUUAUUGCUCAAAUAAAAGGAGUUCAUCUGAGUCAAUCGAAUCUUGGAGAAAUUAUUUUAGAACUGCAACUAUUCGACCUAAACAACAUGACCGGGAAUAAGUUGGACAUUGGAGAAGUGCUUAUACAGAACAGUAGGGCCAUCCGUGAAGAUUGGAAGACUUAGACAGAUGUACCUUAUCGACUGUUAGAUUUUAUAGAUUUAUUGUUUAUUUAUUUACUUAAGACAUUAUUUGGGAUGUGAAGCAGCUCCAUGCAGGAAACAAUUUGUUAUUCAAAAUGCUUCUGGGAAAAAUUUAAUGCCCAAAAAGAUAUGAAAUGCUUGUCCUUUUUAAAUACUUUCUAAAGAAAUAUUUAUUGAUGUCUUCUAUGUAAUUAUUCUUCCGUAAAAGCAAGGCAUUAAUUUUGACAUAGAUUAAAUAUUAUGUACUUACAUAUUUAUGGUAUUUUUUUAUUGUAAUAUCAAAAAGUUGUUGGUUUUAUUUAUUGUAAAAUGUCUUAAAAAGUUGAGAAAAGAAGCAAGUUAUUAAAUACUGACUGAUUUAUGUUCUUUGGUAGUUUUGGGGUUGCUUUUGUACAAUUGUGAUUAAUCAAUUAUGUUCCUUGUAUUUAUCAUUAUAUUAACAUACUAUUAAUGUAUUUUACUCAUAAGUAUUAUUAUAUUUAUUUAACUAAGCAUAGUUUGCAUAUUGAUGCUUUAUAAUGGUUGUGAGAGGUGGGUAUUAUUGUUAUAUAUGUUUAAUCCUAUAUAGUAGAGCAAUGCUUUAUUCAAUAUUCCCACCUCUUAUUGCAUUUUUUAAAUUAAAUAAUACCUUAAUAAUUAUAUUUAAUAAUACUUAUUAUUGUUUUGAUACGACACAUGAACUUAAGAGUUCGAUAAAAUGUAAAUGUGCCUUAUAU
Molecule: messenger RNA, 1161 nt
Organism: Nezara viridula (southern green stink bug)
Lineage: Eukaryota; Metazoa; Arthropoda; Insecta; Hemiptera; Pentatomidae
Source: the annotation of a GenBank genome assembly